This is a messenger RNA of Suillus clintonianus, 798 nucleotides long. RefSeq lists its product as uncharacterized. Gene Ontology annotation, cellular component: mitochondrion. NCBI's taxonomy places the organism in Eukaryota, Fungi, Basidiomycota, Agaricomycetes, Boletales, Suillaceae. The transcript is spliced from 3 exons. The coding region runs from base 11 to 742 and encodes 243 amino acids. Gene Ontology annotation, biological process: protein complex oligomerization; [2Fe-2S] cluster assembly. The record is from RefSeq and is a predicted model, not a curated record. Gene Ontology annotation, molecular function: protein-folding chaperone binding; ATPase activator activity.
CCUCAUCCGAAUGUUCCGUUCUCUCAGCCUCCGCGUGUUCAAGGGUUUUGCUGUUGCUCAAGCAACUCAUCGAACGUCGGCGCUGUCGAACGGAUAUCAUGCAAGAAAGGCCAGCUCAUCUUCCUCAAGGCACUCCGUAGUCACUUCACUAACCAAGACGUGUCCAUCAUGUGGGACUGUUCUUCCAACUGCAUUACCUGUCUGUCCAAACUGCAAUUAUAUUGCAAGGAUCCAUGACUCAAUAUCAUACCACGAUAUACUGGGUCUUUCUUAUGAGCCAAACCCAUUUGCGGUGGAUGUUGCACUCCUUAAACGCCGCUUCCUUGAAGCACAGAGAAUAGCACACCCUGACGCAUGGGCAACCAAGACUGAAUCUCAACGAGAUGUCGCACUUCACAUGUCGAAUACGGUGAACGCUGCGUAUAAAACACUGUCGUCACCCUUGCACCGUAUAGAAUACAUUUUGCAGCGGAAUGGCUUCAAGACUGAAGAAGCAGAUCCCUUAGAGGAUCUGGAACUCAUUAGCGAAAUCAUGGAAGUCCGAGAGGAGAUAGAAACCGGGGACAUCGAGCGAAUCCGCACCCUAGAAGAGGAUAAUGACAACAAAAUUCGUGAAGUUCUCAACACAGUCACAAAAUCCGUAUCCGAAAAGAAUUGGGAGGAAACCAAAGCUGCGGCAGUGCGACUGAAAUAUCUGAACGGAAUUGCGGACGCUAUCAAGCAGCGAUUAGAUAACAUGUAAAUAGAUCAUCCUUGUUGAUUUAAUACGAGUGCACACUUGCUGCGUUCAUUAUUUCA